Messenger RNA from Alnus glutinosa, 3093 nucleotides. Its product is annotated as villin-1. Lineage: Eukaryota; Viridiplantae; Streptophyta; Magnoliopsida; Fagales; Betulaceae. Gene Ontology annotation, molecular function: actin filament binding. The transcript has 23 exons. The record is from RefSeq and is a predicted model, not a curated record. Gene Ontology annotation, biological process: cytoskeleton organization. Bases 178 to 2889 code for a protein of 903 amino acids.
GAGAAAUGGGAAUAUCCCAGUUUUUUUUUUGUUUGUUAUCCUUCUUUGUCUAUUUGACAAAUAACACAAUUUGGAUCUAACUGCUUAAUCCUCCGAAAUCUUAUCUUAUGCAGAGAUAUUGAAAUAAUUGCAAGUUUCCACGGGUUGUUUUGUGGAGUAACAAGGCCAUGAGAGACGAUGUCUCUUCUUAGUAAAGACACAGAUUCAGCAUUUGAGGGUGCAGGAUCAAAGGCUGGUUUAGAAAUAUGGUGUAUUGAGAACCUUCGGCUGGUUCGUGUCCCAAAGUCUUCGCAUGGAAAAUUUUACACUGGAAAUGCAUACAUAAUUUUGAAUACUGUUUUGCCCAAAAGCGGCCCUCCUCAACAUGACAUACAUUAUUGGCUCGGAAAUGAUACAAACAAGGUGGACUCAGCCUUGGCAUCAGACAAGGCACUCGAAUUGGAUGCUGCUCUAGGGUCCUGCACUGUCCAAUAUAGGGAGCUUCAAGGCCUAGAAACGGAAAGAUUUUUGUCUUACUUCAAACCUUGUAUUAUACCCAUUGAAGGAGCAUAUUCUUCACAAGAAGGCCACUUAAAUGGUGAAACAUACAAAGUCAGCUUGUUAACAUGCAAGGGAGACCAUGUUGUUCACAUUAAAGAAGUGCCUUUUUCCCGGUCGUCGUUGAACCACAAUGAUGUAUUCAUUCUUGACACUGCAUCAAAAAUUUUCCUCUUCAGUGGGUGCAACUCUAGCAUACAAGAAAGAGCUAAAGCUUUGGAGGUUGUUCAGUAUAUCAAAGAGAAUAAGCAUGGUGGAAAAUGUGAGGUGGCUACAAUAGAGGAUGGAAAGUUUGUUGGUGAUUCUGAUGUGGGUGAGUUCUGGAGUUUAUUUGGUGGUUUUGCUCCCAUUCCUCGUGACUCGCCUUCUUUUCAGAAACAGUCUGACACUCCCUCUGUGAAACUGUUCUGGAUAACUACUCAGGGCAAACUAUGUCAAACUGGAACUGACUCAUUGGAUAAGAAAAUGCUCGAGACAGACAAGUGCUUUUUGUUGGACUGUGGCGGUGAGGUUUUUGUUUGGAUGGGAAGACAAAGCUCAAUUUCGGAACGGAAGAUAUCAAUCUCCGCAUCAGAAGAUUUCCUCAGAAAUCUGGACAGAUCAACUGGGACCCAAUUAACUUUUUUAACUGAAGGAUUAGAGAGUGCCAUAUUUAGGUCAUACUUUGAUAAUUGGCCUCAAAAAGUGGAGCCCAAGCUAUAUGAAGAAGGUCGAGGGAAAGUAGCAGCACUAUUCAAGCAACAGGGUUAUGAUGUGAAAGAGAUUCCUGAAGAAGACUCUGAGCAUUUUAUAAAUUGCAGAGGCUCACUAAAAGUUUGGCGGGUUAAUGGUGAUGAGUUAUUCCUUCUUCCAGUUCUAGAGCAGACAAAACUUUUCAGUGGGGAUUGCUAUAUAGUGCAGUUUACAUAUCCUGGAAAUGAUAGGGAGGAGAAUUUGUUUUAUGCAUGGCUUGGUCGCAGGAGUGUAAUGGAAGAUAGAAAGGCCGCCAUCUCCCAUAUGAAUGCAAUUGUUGAUUCAUCGAAGGGGGAUCCUGUUUUGGCUCAAGUUGUAGAGGACAAGGAGCCAGUUCAAUUUUUCUUGAUUUUCCAGGCAUUAACCAUUUUCAAGGGAGGUAUGAGCAAAGGAUACAAGAAAUUUAUAGCAGAAAAAGGUAUCACGGAUGAAACUUAUGAGGAAAACAAGACAGCUCUUUUUCGAGUUCAAGGGACAAGUCCAAACAAUAUGCAAGCUAUCCAAGUUGAUCCAGUUUCAAGCUCCCUGAACUCAUCCUAUUGUUACAUUCUGCAAACUGAAACAUUUAUCUUCACUUGGAUUGGGAAUCUCUCUUCAACCAGAGACCAUGAUCUCCUUGACAGAAUGCUGGAAUUGAUAAAUCCAACCUGGCAAUCCACAUCAGUGAGGGAAGGGAGUGAACCUGACAUUUUUUGGAAUGCACUUGGUGGAAAAGCAGAGUAUCCAAGGGAAAAGGAGAUGAAAGGAUGCAUAGAAGAUCCACAUUUGUUUGCACUGAACACCAAUGAAGGAGACUUCAAGGUGAAAGAGAUAUACAAUUUUACGCAGGAUGAUUUAACUACAGAAGACGUGUUAGUUCUAGACUGCCACAGAGAGAUAUAUGUUUGGAUUGGAUGCCACUCAAAUAUUAGAUCAAAGCAACAAGCUCUUAUUCUCAGUCGGAAAUUUGUUGAGAUGGACAUUCUCGUUGAAGGGCUAUCUCUGGAGACUCCUAUCUUUAUUGUUACAGAAGGACAUGAGCCACUGUUUUUCACUCGUUUCUUUGAAUGGGAUUCCUCUAAGGCAAAUAUGCAUGGCAACUCAUUUGAGCGGAAGCUUGCUAUUCUGAAGGGAAAACCACAAAAUUUAGAAGUAUCCAUAAGAAGCUCAUGGAAGGCAUACUCCAGGGAGACUACACCAGAUGGUUUGAGAAGCAAGUCUGUCAGUUCCAAUGGACAGGGAAGAAGUGCAUCUCCUGCAUCAACUGUUUCAGGUUCAAAUUUGAUGUCUCCAAGCAAUCACCUGUUCUCUGGACCAACUCCAAUUGUCAGAAAGCUCUUUUCAGGAUCUUCUCCUCUCGGCGGUGCUGCUUCUCCAGCAGUAGAGCCAAGGUCACCUUCUCAGGGUGUGGGUCUCAUUCAGGCUGAUGGAAGUGGGGAUUCCGUAAACUUGUUAAUAUAUCCAUAUGAACGGUUAAAAGUGAUUUCUAGUGACCCGGCGGCAGGAAUAGAUGUAACUAAACGAGAGGCAUAUUUAUCCGACCAGGAGUUUCAAGACAAAUUCGGAAUGACGAAAAGAGCUUUCUACGAGCUUCCUAAAUGGAGACAGAACAAGCUCAAGAUGUCUCUUGAUCUGUUUUAGGGCAUGCUAUCUUGAGACUAAAGCUAGAUGAUGAUCUCAACUCAUGCUCUUUUUCUGUUGUCGAAAAUCAACAGAUAUUUCUUCUAAGAUAGUACCACCGGCAUUUUACAACCAAAAUGUGGUCCUAUAUUGCAUGUCUUACUCCACAUCUAAGCCAAUACUGUAAGCUUGAAAUAAGAAAUCCUUGAUUGAAGUUUUGGCAAA